Staurois parvus is the source of this 255-nucleotide messenger RNA. NCBI's taxonomy places the organism in Eukaryota, Metazoa, Chordata, Amphibia, Anura, Ranidae. The record is from the annotation of a GenBank genome assembly.
UCACAAAGCGCAGCGCUUCUCGCGUAUGCACAGUGGGCACCCGGCUGUAAAGCCGCAAGCUGUUACAGCUGGGUGCCCACACUGAAGAUGCCGGUGCCAGGGAGAGAAGACGGCCAGUGAAACCAGCGGUGGUGAGGACACCGCUGGACCAAGGGACAGGUGAGUGCUGACUUUUAUUUAUUUUUUUUUUCAGAUGGAACUCUGCUUUAAGAUCUUUAUUUUACCUCUCCAAACUGGAACUGAAAAGUUUUUUUU